GCUUUGUCCUGUUUGUCCCUGUAAAAUCUGAUUGUAAUCCAAACGUUCACUAACUGUUACCAAAUUCUAGCAGCGAUGUCUGAAAAUCUCACAGUCACGCCGUUGUCGAACUUGGAAAAUCCCGGUUCGGUCACAAAGAUUGGCGAUUGUAUCAAGCCCCUGUUGGUCUCUGGAGAUCUGAGUGAUGUUCAGUUUGCCGUGGGACGUGGUUAUGGCCCAACAAAGAUCUUUCCAGCUCAUAGGUUGAUAAUGAGCGUCCGCAGCGCAGUGUUCCGUGCGAUGUUCUUUGGAAGUAUGUCCGAUAACUGCACGGCUCCAAUCGACAUUCCGGACAUCCUCCCUGAGGCCUUCGCUAAUCUGCUGAGCUACAUUUACACCGAUGCGGUGGCGGAUUUCACAGAGGACAACGUGUUUGACACGUUAAAGUGCGCUGACAAGUACGACCUACCGCUACUGCUUGCGAUGUGCACUAGCUUCGCCCUGCAAACGCUCAACAUCAACAACUGCUUGGACAUUUUGGACAACGCGGUGCAGUAUGCAGCUGCGGCGCCGAGCAUUCCUAAAAAGUGUUUGCGUCUAAUUGACGAGUCACCGGAAACUAUUUGGGAAUCGGAGCAGUUCUGUGCAAUUGGACUGGAGGCUCUACGCCUCAUUCUCCAACGAGAUACGCUGACCGCCAACGAAUGUACCAUUUCCCGGGCUGUGGAUAGGUGGGCUACAAACAUGUGCACUCAGCGGAACAUGGAAGCUUCCUCCGUUAAUCGACGCGAAGUACUAGGCCAGACACUGUAUCUCAUCCGGUUUCCACUCUUAAGUGACGCUCAGUUGGCGGAUGGACCGGCGAGGAUUGGUCUAUUGCUGCAAUCCGAGGCAUUGGACAUCUACCUCUACAAGCACGCCGACAUCAAACCGCAGCUUCCGUUUCCUACGGAGCCCCGACAAAAUGUACGCGCUCAGGGCGUUCUUAAUUAUACGAUUCCGAAUGUCAGAAAGCUGUCGGAGGCUUCCACGUUCAGCGAGCCAGUGGCAGUCAGAAAGCUUCUUUGGGGUAUCAGCGCUAGAAAAGAAACGCAAGGUGCUGAUGAGUCUGCUGCUCUCAGCCUCUGUCUGUGGUGUUCUGGCUAUCCGGAAUCACCUUCGUGGAUGUGUCAGGUUAAUGCCGAAAUGCGCUUGCUUCCAUGGAAGCCGGAAACUGCACCAAUUAAAAGAAAGUUUGCCAAAGUGUUCGGCAAGAAUAGACGCUGCUGGGGCGGGAAAUAUGUCUCUAUGGAGCAACUGCUUGAUCCGAAGAAAGGCUACGUCAAUCCUACCGACUUUUCGUUGAGACUGCAGGUACAUGUUGCUGCUGACCUUCCCACUGGAAUCGAAUGAAUGGAGCGUCGACGCAUAAAAAAUAGCGACGCUUGUAAAAGAUAAGCGUCUUCCGAAAGAGUUUUAGUUCCGCCCUUCAUGUUGCUGCCGUGUAAAUGGCUGCAGUUUCUGACGAGUUGUGUACCGAUUCUUUUGCUAGACUUAUCGUGGCACAAGAGAACGUAAGCUGACUACCUGAGUGAGAUGCUAAUAAUUUAUUGGACUGUGUGUAGGGAUGCCGUCUGUUCCACACAAACGCUUUUUGUAUUUCCCGCAAACACGAUUUUCUAUUCGCAGUACGUACGCAGUACAGUGUUUACCCUAGCUUCCGCAAUAUUUGCAAUCGUAAUGUGAUUUUGUUUUUAU
This is a messenger RNA of Paramacrobiotus metropolitanus, 1716 nucleotides long. RefSeq names its product BTB/POZ domain-containing protein 2-like. Lineage: Eukaryota; Metazoa; Tardigrada; Eutardigrada; Parachela; Macrobiotidae. Bases 76 to 1371 code for a protein of 431 amino acids. Gene Ontology annotation, molecular function: protein binding. The record is from RefSeq and is a predicted model, not a curated record. The transcript has 10 exons.